Molecule: messenger RNA, 750 nt
Organism: Triticum aestivum (bread wheat)
Lineage: Eukaryota; Viridiplantae; Streptophyta; Magnoliopsida; Poales; Poaceae
Product: zinc finger protein ZAT5
Exons: 1
Coding region: 63-578 (171 amino acids)
Source: RefSeq, a predicted model, not a curated record
UCACACGACAGCAAGCUAAGCUGUGGAAGCCUACCAAGGACAGGAAAUCGAAAAGCGAAUCCAUGGGAGCUGGGAUGAAGCGCGCGAGAGGGGAGGAGCCAACUGUGUCGCUGGCGUUGUCGCUUGGCACAGACUCCUCGACGUCUUCUGCCGUGACGUCGCUGAGCACGGACUCGGGCGCCGGUGCGCCGGCCAAGCGCAGGAGGGGCGCCGUGGUGGCGACGUCGGGAGAGGGGGAGUUCGUGUGCAAGACGUGCGGCCGGGCCUUCCCUACGUUCCAGGCGCUGGGCGGGCACCGGACCAGCCACCUCCGCGGCCGCCACGGGCUGGAGCUCGGCGCCGGCGUCGCCAAGGGCAUCAAGGAGCGGAAAAAGCAGCGGCACGAGUGCCGCAUCUGCGGAGUUGGGUUCGAGAUGGGCCAGGCACUGGGGGGACACAUGAGGCGGCACCGCGAGGAGAUAGCAGCACUCAGUGACGCCGGCGACCGGUGGACCGCGCUGCUGCCAGAUCAAGAGGAGGCGGGUCACCACCAGGCCGCCGCCGACCAGCCACCCGUCUUGCUCGAGCUGUUCGUCUAGGCAGCUAGCUUAGCUGGAAAGAAGGACGACACGCUUUGUUUCCUAAUGUGUGGACGGGCAUGUAAAUAUGACACAGUAUAUAGGUUCACUAAUUGGUUGAUCUUGUAAUUACGAAUUCAUCUAUAGCUCAUUAGAGUUUCGGUUAUUGGGAAAUUUGCUCGGUCUGAAUCGU